Messenger RNA from Pseudovirgaria hyperparasitica, 1750 nucleotides. RefSeq lists its product as uncharacterized. The coding region runs from base 4 to 1518 and encodes 504 amino acids. The transcript has 2 exons. Lineage: Eukaryota; Fungi; Ascomycota; Dothideomycetes; Acrospermales; Acrospermaceae. The record is from RefSeq and is a predicted model, not a curated record.
UCCAUGUCUUUAAGUCUGCGAACGAGGAAGUCGCGGGCGUCUGCGCCGACUCGGAGGGUCAAGACUGGUUGUAAGACAUGCAAAUGUACCAUUUCCGGUCGUGAAUGUAACGGCUACGAUGUCCUGAAGACAUGUCGACAUGAGUUUGCCGAGUACGCAACGAAGUACUCUAUCAGUCAUGUGCAUGCUCCAGAACGACAGGUGCAAUCACUGGGAGGAGGGAAUAAUGCCCAUUUCUUGGAGCUCUAUUACCAUUGUGUUUCCAAAGCUAUUUCCGGACCAUUCAACCACGACUUCUGGUACUGCCUAUCACUUCAAAUGGCCCACGCGGAACCAGCAGUACGACAUGCCAUUAUUGCACUGACAUGUCUCUACAGAUCGGAUUCUGUGAGGACGAAGCACGCACGAACAGGUCUUCAAGACACUAGCGAAGCACAAAGACAAUUACUCAUCCACUACAACAAGUCGAUUCGUCAUCUCAUAUUGCGCAUGAGCGAAGCAUCUUACUCCCCUGAUAUCGGUCUUGCAACUUGCAUUCUUUUCAUCUGUAUCGAAUUCUUUCGUGGUGAAUACAAAACCGCCUUUGCGCACCUCAUGUCCGGCCUCAAAGUCAUCUCCAUCCUAUCUCCUACCCCUCCCACGGAUAUACCCACCAUUGGGGCAUACCACCGCGCCCUUGUCACUCGCAACACUAAGGUUGACGUCCGUCUGGCAAGCUUCUUUCCCCGACUCAUUACUCUCGCCCUCGUCUACGGCGCGCCCGUAGAACAUGCAACCUACAUCGCCGCGCCCUCUCCAUUCAAAGACGCGCACCCCUCCAUCUUCAGAACCCUCCCGGAAGCGCGUCUCGCAUUGCAUGAAGUGGAGAACAUAGCACUCUUCUAUGAGCGUGAGCUCCAGCACAACCGCUCCCGCGGCAUCGAAGUCCCCGACGCUGACGUCGAGUAUAACAUGCGCCUCCUGCUCGAUCAGCACGAGCACUGGAUGGCCAGCUUUGAACUCUUCCUUACACGUAUCGCCGGCACAACUACGCCUAAAGAUACUGUCUUCGUGUAUCUCGUGCGCAUGGCUUACUGGUGCACAUACAUCUCAAUCGCGAACAUGCUCGACCAGGACAUGACAGGCGUCGACGCAUAUAGACGCAAUUUCAGACCAUCGUACAGUGUGUGGGCGCUGUCCUUGCUGCAUCUGGGUUCCUGGUCGCAGAGCCGGAAUGUCUGGAAUCAAGCUUGGCCUCGCAGCAUGGACACGGCCAGGGCUCAGAACACACUGCAGAGAAUCUCACUCUCGAGCUCAGUAUCAUACCUUGCCUCUAUUUCGUGGCGUAUAGAUGCCGUUGUCCUGUCACCCGGCGCGCAGCAAUCAACUAUCUCUCUUUACCUGGCAUUCCUCGCGAGGGAAUGUGGGAUCCGGAGCAGUAUGCGAUCGUCGCAAGGCGCACGUUAUAGAUUGAGGAGGCGGAGGUUGAUGAGCGCGGGUGGCCGCUUGCGAGGACGAGGCUGUGGAGUGCGAUUGUGAUAGGAAGUAAUUUGAACUGGAGGUUUUCAGCGCGGAUGACGGCAGGAAGGGGGUUUGCUGGAGACAUCCGAGCGGGCAAGACGGAACGGUUUGGUGCUGGUGUGGGGGAAGGUCUGGCUUGGGAGGAGUGGUUUGUCUGUGAUUGACUGUACGUGUGUUACGGUGUGUAUAUUCAGCUCUGAAAUUAUACAAAAGCUCCGCCCAAACGCCUCUAUACCCGUCCAUUCUUUCU